This is a messenger RNA of Jatropha curcas, 1298 nucleotides long. RefSeq names its product xyloglucan endotransglucosylase/hydrolase 8 (gene XTH8). Gene Ontology annotation, biological process: xyloglucan metabolic process; cell wall biogenesis. The record is from RefSeq and is a predicted model, not a curated record. Gene Ontology annotation, molecular function: hydrolase activity, hydrolyzing O-glycosyl compounds; xyloglucan:xyloglucosyl transferase activity. Lineage: Eukaryota; Viridiplantae; Streptophyta; Magnoliopsida; Malpighiales; Euphorbiaceae. Gene Ontology annotation, cellular component: apoplast; cell wall.
CAGCCUGGCUUUGCCCUCAUUCCUCACUGCACCAUUUUAUCAAAUUUCCAAAAUACCCAUGUGGAUUUCAAUCCUAAUAAUUCUUUUAUAUUGUAGUGAUCGCAUCUAUAACGGGUAAAAUUGUACAUGCGAUCAUAACCGAAUAAUUGAUCAACAAUUGACAAUUCCAACUUGGUUUCCAUUUCUACCCUUGAUUUCAGACACUCCAUUUUCAAAUACUCAUCAUUUAUUGCUCAUAGUCUUCGGACAGGGAUCCAAAAGCUCUUCUCGAGGCAGAAAUGGAGAGAAGGGUUUAUCCAAUGGCAGCUCUUCUCUUCAUUGCAGCUCUAAUGGCUGCUUCUCAUAUAUCAUCUGAAGCAGCUAUCUCUAAAGGAUCUUUUGAAGACAAUUUCAGUAUCAUGUGGUCAGAGGAGCAUUUCAAAACAUCUGAAGAUGGGCAGAUCUGGUACCUCUCCUUGGACAAAGAAACAGGUUGUGGGUUUCAAACAAAACAGAGGUACAGAUUUGGAUGGUUUAGUAUGAAGUUGAAACUGGUUGGAGGUGACUCAGCUGGUGUAGUGACAGCUUAUUAUAUGUGCACAGAGAAUGGAGCAGGACCAACAAGAGAUGAGUUAGAUUUUGAGUUCUUGGGUAACAGAACUGGACAACCCUACUUAAUCCAGACUAAUGUGUACAAAAAUGGGACCGGUGGCCGUGAAAUGAGGCACAUGCUUUGGUUCGACCCGACUGAAGAGUUCCACUCCUACUCAAUCCUAUGGAACGAUCACCAAAUUGUGUUCUUUGUAGAUAAAGUUCCAGUAAGAGUGCACAAGAACAAUGGAGAACCAAACAACUUCUUUCCAAAUGAGAAGCCAAUGUACCUAUUCUCUAGCAUUUGGAAUGCAGAUGACUGGGCAACAAGAGGUGGGCUAGAGAAGACAGACUGGAAAAAAGCUCCAUUUGUUUCAUCCUAUAAGGACUUUAGCGUCGAUGGUUGUCAAUGGGAAGAUCCAUACCCUGCUUGUGUAUCUACUACAACCAAGAAUUGGUGGGAUCAAUAUGAUGCUUGGCAUCUUUCUGAUUCACAAAAAAAUGACUAUGCUUGGGUGCAGAGAAACCUCGUCAUCUAUGAUUAUUGUAAAGACAAUGAGAGAUAUCCUGAACUUCCUGUGGAGUGCUCUUUGAGUCCAUGGGAUUGAUAAUCGACAUUGGAAGAGAUAGAUCCUUCUGUUUUUUUUUAUACUAUUUUUAUUCUUUUUUAUAUAUAUUUUGAGACAGACUUUAAAAUUUGUAAUUUUUGUCCCAUCUUUUGAUUUGCA